AUGUCAUCUAAUCAUCUAAGUAUACCCCAAAGUCCUACUCCAACAGCAACCACUUCAACUCCUGCAUCUACACCAUUUAAUCCAAGAACCCACAGGCACAAACGAUCACAAGCUAUACUGGGAGAUUUUGAUGGCUUAGGUCUAUUUAAUAUACCCCCACCUCCACCAUUAUCUUCUCCGGGUGGGAGUGGUAGUGGUGGUGGCUCCUCAGUAGCAGCACAAUCGAUACCCAAUACCUCCACACGUUCAUCAUAUUAUGGUCAUCGUUCAGCUUUAUCCAAUAGCAAUGUUUUUGGUACAACUGGCAGUCCUGCUCGUCACAAUAACAGCAAUAGCACCAGUAGGACCAUUUCUGCAUCAGCACCAAAAGAAAGAGUUGUUGGAUUUGCCGAGACUCCUCGAACUAAAACCGAUGAAGAUUACGCGCUAGAUCGAUAUUUUCAUUUCAAUAACAAGGACGAUUUUGCUAACCCAAUUGAUAAUGGAUUUGCCUUUCCCAAGAGUGAAUUUGAUCAUGAACAUGGAGAAGAAGAAGAAGAAGGCGAUGACUUGCAUAACUUUAGUACUUCACCAACGUCUCAAGGAGUCACUUACACUACAAACUUUAGAAAAAGUUUGAGUUCACCAAUACAACUCUCUAAUAAACUAUCGCAUUCAUCAUUGCGACAACAAAGUACACCGCAUCUACUGCAAUCGCCUCGACAUCUAACCUAUCAACUGCUGCAACUGCAAUUACAGCAUCAACAACUACAACUGCAAGAACUGGAUGUACCUGAUGCAAUGAUAGAUUUGGAUUAUAUCCUCACUGCAAACUUGCAUAUUGGACUGCAACUACAUGACGACACCAUCUUCAGCACUGAUGAAUUCUUGGGCUCACCAGCAAUUGCAGAAGAAGAGGACACGAUGGAAGAUAAAACUAUAUUAGCAUCAACAACGACUCUCAAAAAUCAUGAUGAAAUCGAGGAACAAGAUUUACAAGAACUACAAUUGGAUGAAGAAGAUUCUGAAGCUUUACCACAACCUACCAAUAACUUUUAUUCCCUGACUAAUUCAUCAUCGUCUAGUUUCAACUCAGUGCCACCACCAAGUUCAGCUCUCCCAACAUCUUCUUCUUCUUCUUCAGCACCAGCACAACCGCCAACGCCAUCAUUUUCAACUCCAACGCGACAAAGAUCUGGAGCUAAAGCCCAUCGAUAUCAAAUCUUCUAUGACCAAUCUAAUCGUAUCUCCAAUGCAAUGAGAGGAUCUGCUGAAAGCAUAGAUCGAACAAGCACAAACACACCACCAUUAUUAGUGACAGGACUACCACAAUCACCAUCAAUAUCAGCCACUUCUACUACGACAGCAUCACAGUCCAUACAUGCGACUAAUACGGGGCAAACUCCUGUACAAUUACAACAACAACCAUCAAUGCGCAAGACAAGAUAUCUUAAUCAUUAUUCAUCGUUGCCUACCUUAAAGAGUAAACGAUCUUUUUCUUCAAUAAGGUAUAAUGAAUUGAAGAAGGUAUCAUCGCCGACUAAAGAGUAUUAUCGUUUACAAUCAACAUUAUCGCCUUCAAAGUACAAUGGGAAUGGAUUUAAUAACACCGUGCAUUCCGGAGGUAGUAACAACAAUAACAACAUUAAUGGUAGUAACAAUACCGUUGUUCCCAUUGACCUACCAACUACAUUACAUCCUCCAGUACCACAAUGCUCCACGCCGUCUACAUUAGCGACACAGUCCACAACGGAAUCAGUAUCGACAGCCAUAAGCAACAAACGGGGUGACGCUUCAACCAGUCCCAUUAGUGUCAAUUCGGAAAUAUCAUCGAUGGUCAUUUCCGAUGGGAAAUCGGUACCGCAGCAAGCAGAAGUGGUGGAAUCAGGUGACAAACCAGCAAUUGUUGUUUCUACAAGGGAUUUAGAACCAUCACUGCCUAUGCAAGACUCAGCAUCAACUAUCUCAUCGCAUUUGUGCCCAAUUCCCCAACUGGGACAUAGUAAUGAUAAUCUGAUUCUGCUUCAAAGUGAAUCUACAAUACUGAAUACACUGUCACCACAUAUAGUCACCACCACUACCAUCACCAAUGGCUCAAAUAAGUCUUCCUCGUCUAUUCAAGAGAGUGCUGGUUUAAAUCCGGUGAAUAAUAAUCACCCACAAAUUGUGUUGGCCCCCCCUCCACCAUCAUCGGAUAUAUCCACGGUGCAGUCACUGCCUAUGUCAUCAACGUCGUCACCUACGUCGCUGACAUUUAAACCAUCUCGCUCAUCUUCACCGACAAAGAAACUGAACAAGUUGGGUAAACCCAGUACUGCCACUCGUCGUCCUCUAUCACCAGCAGAAUCAAAUUUUCUCAAACAAACUCAGAUUCCAAAACCUAAAAAGAAGUUGGAUGCACCAAUGAGCAAGUAUGAUUAUCACAAUUAUCCUAAACGAGAAGGGAACUUGGACAAGCUGACAAAACAUGGUGAUGGCGAUGAUGUAAUGUCAAGCUCAUCAAAUGCAUCAUCUUCGGCAUCUAUGGUGAAUGAGAGUGAUGGAGUUCCAUUAUCAAUCAGUUUGACCAACGAAACUAAAAUCAAAAGAGGAAAAGCUAAUGGAACUUUUGCAGCUAGAAGAAGAGGACAUACCAGAUCAAAAAGUAAUGUUGAAGAUUCAUUGUCGCUGGCGGGGAUGAAACGGAGCUCUAGGUUUUUUGACUGGUUAAGAAAAAAAUAG
This is a messenger RNA of Lodderomyces orthopsilosis Co 90-125, 2700 nucleotides long. RefSeq lists its product as uncharacterized. The record is from RefSeq and is a predicted model, not a curated record. NCBI's taxonomy places the organism in Eukaryota, Fungi, Ascomycota, Pichiomycetes, Serinales, Debaryomycetaceae. The transcript has a single exon. The coding region runs from base 1 to 2700 and encodes 899 amino acids.